UUUAGUCUUCGUAAGGAAAAUAGGGCAGCGGCACAACCAGACAGACUGGGAAGACGUUUGCUUCACACCCUCCGGCUGGGCUCUUCGGCCUCCGCCAUCUAUCACCUCAAGGCCCGAAUGGGGCGGUACCGGAAGUGAGGAAAACCGGAAGUGAUGAGCCGGAAGUGAAUGAGGGCUGGAAGCUUCGACUGGGUUGGAGCAGGUGCCCACGGGACCCGAUGGUUUGAAUUUGAGCGGGAAAGGGUCCCGGGGCCUCAGCUGGCACCUUACCUGAGGAAAUUGAUACUUUAUCAACAUGGAGAUUAAUCAUUUGUAUUUGGGAGCAGCAGAACUACUUGUCAAGAGUUUUAUAAACCAGUAACACAAAUUCCUGUUCCAUUGCUCUCACCCUCCCUUUUCACCUUCAAACUUGUCCUACCUAUGGCAUUCAGGAGGCAAAUGAAAAACUUCAUGAAAAAUUACUCAGAUGCUGAAAUAAAAGUCAGGGAAGCAACUUCUAAUGACCCUUGGGGUCCCUCUAGUUCUCUGAUGUUGGAUAUCAGUGAUUUGACUUUCAACACAAUUUCUCUCUCGGAGAUUAUGAAUAUGCUAUGGCAGAGACUCAGUGACCAUGGGAAGAACUGGCGUCAUGUGUAUAAAUCCCUUACCCUAAUGGAUUAUCUCAUCAAGAAUGGAUCAAAGAAAGUUAUUCAUCAUUGCAGAGAGGGGUUCUGUAAUCUUCAUAUGCUAAAAGACUUUCAACACAUAGAUGAAGCUGGAAAAGAUCAAGGUUAUCAUAUCCGGGAAAAGUCUAAGCAAGUCAUAACAUUGCUAAUGGAUGAACAGAUGCUGUUUAAAGAGAGGGAAGUGGCAUGUCGGACUAGACGACGCACUUCCUACUCCAUGACAUUUCCUAAAAGAUUACCUAGUACAGGUAACUCACCAACAGCAUGUGCAUCUGCCCCCACACCAGAAAUUCCUGCUUCAGAGAAGAAGCACCAGCUUCUUAAGGUGGCAAGACUACGUAGUAAAAAAAAAGAAGGAUUGAAGCAAGAGCUGCACCAAGACAUGCAGUCGCCUGCUGGCACGGUGUUGUCCCAGGAAAUUCUACCACUCAGGAUAAAUUCAUGGAAAUCAACAGAGGACCUGAUGCGAUUUUAUGAUGAGGAUCCAAAGCCAACACUACCUCCUUCCAUUAUCUCUUCAUCUAGGUGGUUGUCAGAAGGACAAGCAGAAGUUUGCAGUCUCUGGGAUGCAGAUGCUGUACCUACUCCUUCAGAAAAAAGCCCAUCUCUGCAGACAAAUGUGAGUUUGGACAAGAAAUCAGAGAAUACCAUUACAGAUACUGUAGCCAAAAACCCCUUGCAAACACUGCAGAAAAGGCAGGCAGCCUCAGAAAGUUUUGAAACAUUGACAACUUUACCAGCAUUUUGGUCAUCGAGUAAAGAAGAGUUUAUCAGUUCCGAUUUAAGGAUAUCACAGUCAGAUUCUACUUCCUAUAAUCAGUCCUCUAUAGAGACACUGUAUGUCUCUCCCUCAUUCGAAACAUGUAACCCCACGAAGGGGACUGUAAUCAACGAGGACCUUCAGAAACCAGUGCAGGCCAGCACUGUUCAAGUGCACGAUGCAGACCUCAAGGCCCCAGCCACGUGGGUUCCAACUACCUCUGAGGGAACAUCUUCCUUUUCUACUUUAUCCGUGUCAUCUCCUGAUUUGAACUCUCCAGAGAAGACAGUUCAUCACUUCCCCCCGACCUUGCCUGGAUCUUCCUUGUGGACUUUGUCCCACCAGCAGUCACGUUCUGCCUCCCUUCAACAUAAAGAUAAGACAGCCAAGGCUCAACAACAUUUUGCUCCCAGUGGUCCAUUGUUUUCUGAUGAAGAGGAAAAUGACAUCUUCAAUCUACUAGAAAUGCUUCCAGAUAACUCUGAUUCUGCUAAGAAGAUAAGUCAUAUUUCCAGGAGUAAUUGGAUAGAGUUCUCUGCCCAAAAUGUAGACCACUCCUGCUCUGUCCCCUGUUCUAGUUUUCAACCAACCAAAGGCUUGCCUAGGGAACCCGAAGCAAAGAGUUCCAUUAAAGUUCUCCUAGGGGAUGUAAAAAGUGCAGUAGUUAGACUACAUGAAGAUCUGAGCACGGUGAUACAAGAACUCAAUGUCAUCAGCAGCCAUCUCAUCAGCAUGAGUGGGAGUAGUCUGCAAACCAACAAAUCUUUGCAGGACCCCCAGUCUUCUGAGGGAAGUUCAGAUCAAAUCUAAUCAUCUCAGCUGACAUUUUGAUAGAAUUCGGUGGUUCCACGUCUCAAAGACUUACAUUAGCAUUUUCUAGAUUCCCAUAACCAUGGGCAAAAAGUAAUGGUUUAAUUUCUCCUUGCUGGGUUUAUUAACAAACCAGUAAAUUCAUUUGGGUGGUUUAUUUUUUAAGAGAAAGAAGUCACUUUGUUAAUUUCAGAUUUAGAUACUAAUUCAUUUGAAACUGAAGAGAAUUUCAUUCUUUAUCUCAAAAUUGGGGAAGCAUUAGUGAAAGUUUUGGCAAGACUUCAAACUGCAAAUAACUACUUGAAAGCUCUUGGAUAAGUGAGCAAGUAAGAAGCCUCUCACUUCCCAGCUGUGUGAAGUUCCACUAUUCACAUGCCUCUACCAGGACCUGGGAGGACUGUAUUGGAGCGCACCUCUCACAUGUUCUCUUGCAAGUUUCAAGUCCUAUAAACCAAAGGCCAGAAAUCUCCCUUUUCUUCUCUCAGAUGUCAGUGUUGAGAGCUAAGUUGAAAAAAGUAGGAUGUGGGACAGGUGCUUUGUUGUUAAUAUACAUUUCAAAGUGAAUUCAAGCACAUACUUUUUUCUUCUAUUUCAGAAAAUAAAUUUUUUUCACCUUA
This is a messenger RNA of Ictidomys tridecemlineatus (thirteen-lined ground squirrel), 2852 nucleotides long. It is a transcript of the gene Enthd1, whose product is annotated as ENTH domain containing 1. Gene Ontology annotation, cellular component: clathrin vesicle coat; endosome; plasma membrane. Lineage: Eukaryota; Metazoa; Chordata; Mammalia; Rodentia; Sciuridae. Gene Ontology annotation, biological process: endocytosis. The record is from RefSeq and is a predicted model, not a curated record. Gene Ontology annotation, molecular function: phospholipid binding; clathrin binding.